UGCAGCGUCUGAGACUGCUCAAGCUGUCCACACACGGCCACUCGUAAGCAAGUAAAGAGAGUCUUUAGUCUGGAUGAGCUAUUUAUAUCAGAGCUGGGGAUCGUUGCGACGCACAGCCUAGUAUACACGGAGGAAAGAAACACAGAGCAAUCGAUCAAGAGGGAAGAAAGGGCAGAAAGGAACGACAAUGCACCCUCCUCCUCCUGCUGCUGCUGGUGGCGCCGCUGGACGUCCGGGCGUGCUGACUCGAGUGCUGAUCGGCAUGGCCGCGGCCGCUGCUGCCUUCGCCUUCUUCGCCUUCACGCUCGAGCCCGCCACCUUUCCCGACCUGCCGCCCCAGUGCAGUACUUCGGCGAGGGAAAUCAAGGAGCUGCGCUACCGCGCUUGCCUGCUCCUGCUAUGCGCCACGGCGCAGGCGGGCGCGGCCACAGCGGCGCUCGUCGUCGUGCCGCCGUCCCCGGCCGGCCACUUCCUUGCCUACAUCACCAGCGUGCUCGGGCUUGUCACGCUCGGCCACCUCACACAUGUCGUCCUCGGGGCCCUCGGCGCCACCGGCGUGCUCUGCCUCACAGACAACCUACGCACGGUGGUGCUCACCGUAUACUCCGUCGUCGCCUACAUGCUCAAUUUCGCUAUCUCUAUCCUCGGCCAGUAGCUAGCUACCUAUUGCAUGUGUUUCCAGAAACUAGUUGUUGUUGUGGUUCAGAAUUUCAGUUUCGAUAGUUUUCACUGUCGAGCAGUUUCAGCUAGGAAUAAAACCAAGUGAGCGUUGGAUUAUGCAUUUUUUUCUCCUUCUGUAGAAUAGAUCAAUAGGUCUCUGAUGAUAUCUAGCCAUGGAUGGCACCAUCAAAACGGAUCAUGGUGACGUUGUAGUAUGGCGUUGAGGGGCAUGUUGGGACGGCAGUGCCUGUAAUUCAAUCAUGGUCUGGUUAUAGUCGUGGACGACUUUCGGUUAAGCUUUGUAAGAUGAGAGGAACAGAAAAUGCUGAAAUGUUGCACA
Molecule: messenger RNA, 1000 nt
Organism: Lolium perenne
Lineage: Eukaryota; Viridiplantae; Streptophyta; Magnoliopsida; Poales; Poaceae
Source: RefSeq, a predicted model, not a curated record